AUGGUCGCUUUGGGCAUUGGAACACAAAACUACACCUGCGCCGACUCCAGCUCCGCUCCCACCUCUAUCGGCGCCGUAGCCCAGCUUUUCGACGACACCUGUAAUGUAGCUGCCAAUCCCGCCAUCGCCACCAGUGAUCUUCCUUCCUUCGCCCUCGCAGGUUCUCAUUUCUUCCUUGACAACACAACACCCGAGUUUGAUAUUGCGUCGCUCGGUAAAACCAUCCUCAAGAAGGCGCAGGAGGUCGAUGCGCCCAACCCCGCUAGCGAUGUCAAGUGGCUUAGACUUACCGCCCAAGCCGGAUCAACUAGCACCGUCAAGGAGAUUUACCGUGUGCAGACUGUUGGUGGAAAGGCGCCUGCUACUUGUGCGGGUAAGGCGGCGGGUGAGGUUAUUACUGUGCAAUAUAAGGCUCAGUACUGGUUCUACUAA
Bipolaris zeicola 26-R-13 is the source of this 432-nucleotide messenger RNA. RefSeq lists its product as uncharacterized. The record is from RefSeq and is a predicted model, not a curated record. NCBI's taxonomy places the organism in Eukaryota, Fungi, Ascomycota, Dothideomycetes, Pleosporales, Pleosporaceae. The coding region runs from base 1 to 432 and encodes 143 amino acids. The transcript has a single exon.